Molecule: messenger RNA, 837 nt
Organism: Diospyros lotus (date-plum)
Lineage: Eukaryota; Viridiplantae; Streptophyta; Magnoliopsida; Ericales; Ebenaceae
Product: sinalpyl alcohol oxidase Nec3-like
Exons: 4
Coding region: 1-786 (261 amino acids)
Source: RefSeq, a predicted model, not a curated record
AUGAUAGGAUGUAGCGGUGAUCCCGUGAGGCGUUGCAACGGGGCGAUGACAGGAUGCAUCAACGAUCAUCGAGAUCAGGAUUAUCUGAAGUUAGUAAGAGAUGCCAUCGAAUUUCCUUCAAGAGAGUUUUAUGAUUAUAUAGUAGUUGGCGGAGGGACAGUUGGUUGUCCUCUCGCCACCACUCUUUCAACAAGCCAUUCUGUUCUACUCUUAGAAAGGGGUAGUUCGCCUCGUGAAAGGCCAGAAGUCUUACUCCAGGCAAAUCUCAUCAAUAAUAUUUUAGAAGCAGAUGAUAAAGACUCACCUGCCCAAGCUUUCACUUCUGAAGAUGGUGUUCAAAAUGUAAGAGGAAGAAUCCUAGGUGGGGGAACUAUGAUAAACUUUGGUUUUUACUCAAGAGCUGACCCGUACUUCUACACAAAUUCUGGCAUCGAAUGGGACAUGAAGCUUGUCAACGAGUCCUAUAAAUGGGUUGAAGAGACAAUUGUCUCCAAACCCAUUGUUGGAACAUGGUCAUCUUCAGUGAAAGAAGCGCUUCUACAAGCAGGUAAUGGCCCAGAUAAUGGAUUUACGUUUGAUCACAUUAUCGGAACCAAGAUCGGAGGAUCAACCUUCGAUGGGAAUGGGCGGCGACAUGGUGCAGUUGAGCUUCUCAACAAAGCUCUAUCAAACAAUAUUCAAUUGGCGAUUCGCGCCACCUCGCCAGGAACCAAUCCUCAAGCUACUCUCAUGAUGCUUGGCCGCUAUGUUGGCCUCAGGAUUCUGGAAGAGAGAGAGUCUUCAUAAGUGGGCAUGCAUGCAGAAGUAGGAAUUAAAUUAUGUCUCCUUCACUUCACU